Anarrhichthys ocellatus (wolf-eel) is the source of this 2546-nucleotide messenger RNA. It is a transcript of the gene s1pr1, whose product is annotated as sphingosine-1-phosphate receptor 1. Gene Ontology annotation, molecular function: sphingosine-1-phosphate receptor activity. The record is from RefSeq and is a predicted model, not a curated record. Lineage: Eukaryota; Metazoa; Chordata; Actinopteri; Perciformes; Anarhichadidae. The transcript is spliced from 2 exons. The coding region runs from base 298 to 1422 and encodes 374 amino acids. Gene Ontology annotation, biological process: G protein-coupled receptor signaling pathway. Gene Ontology annotation, cellular component: membrane.
GGGCAGCCCCCCCCCCCCCUCCUCUCCUCUUCCUCCUCAGAGGCUCCGCUGCUGUCUGUCUGUCGGACUCUUCUCUGGACUCUGAAGGAACAUGUCCUCCAGCAGCAGCAAGACCUGGUCUGCUCCCCUUCAGGGUCUCUGCCUGACAUGAAGGACUGUAAAGGAGUGUGAGGACCCAGCGCCCCCUGCUGGACCCUGCAGACCUCCUGCAGACUUCCUACUGGACCCUUCUGGACCCUGCAGACUUCCUACUGGACCCUUCUGGACCCUGCUGGCCCCCCUCUGUCCCUGAAGGCCAUGGCUGAGCCCGACUACUCCGACCUGAUCGCCAAACACUACAACUACACCGGAAAGUUCCGCAAGACGCAGCAGGACUCGGGCCUGAAGGCCGACUCGGUGGUCUUCAUCAUCGUGUGCUGCUUCAUCAUCCUGGAGAACAUCCUGGUCCUGACCACCAUCUGGAGGACCAAGAAGUUCCACAAGCCCAUGUACUACUUCAUCGGGAACUUGGCGCUGUCGGACCUGCUGGCCGGCAUCGUGUACACCGCCAACAUCCUGCUGUCGGGCGCCAACACCUACAAGCUGACGCCGACGCAGUGGUUCAUCCGGGAGGGCAGCAUGUUCGUGGCUCUGGCGGCGUCCGUCUUCAGCCUGCUGGCCAUCGCCAUCGAGCGCCACCUCACCAUGCUGCAGAUGAAGCUGCACAACAACGGCAACACGUGCCGCGUCUUCCUGCUGAUCAGCGCCGUGUGGAUGGUGGCGGCGGCGCUGGGCGGCCUGCCGGUGAUGGGCUGGAACUGCAUCUUCAAUGUGACGCGCUGCUCCACCGUGCUGCCGCUCUACCACAAGACCUACAUCCUGUUCUGCACCACGGUGUUCAGCGUCAUCCUCAUGGCCAUCGUCGUGCUGUACGCUCGGAUUUACGCGCUGGUCCGCGCGCGCAGUCGCAAGCUCGUCUUCCGCAAGGCGACCAACGGCCGCGGCGGCGCCGGAGGCGGCGGUGGCGCCAACGCGAAGAGCUCGGAGAAGUCGAUGGCGCUGCUGAAGACCGUCAUCAUCGUGCUGAGCUGCUUCAUCGCCUGCUGGGCGCCGCUCUUCAUCCUCCUGCUGCUGGACGCCGCCUGCGAGACGCUGAGCUGCCCGAUCCUCUACAAGGCCGAGUGGUUCUUGGCGCUCGCCGUCUUGAACUCCGCCAUGAACCCGCUCAUCUACACGCUGACCAGCAACGAGAUGCGCCGCGCCUUCCUCAAGACGCUGCUGUGCUGCACCGCCUGCCUGAGGCCCAACGCCAAGUUCAGCGGGCCCAUCGUAGGGGCGGAGUUCAGCCGCAGCAGGUCGGAUAACUCCUCCCACCCCAACAGGGAGGAGGCGGAGUAUUCGCCGAGGGAGACGACCUCGGGACGCGUCACCUCGUCCUCCUAAAGACGACGUCAUCACGGACCUCAUGGCACUUAUGAGACUCUCAAACUGGUUCAACUGGGACCAGUGACCCUCAUGUGGAGAAGCUCACAGGACCAUCAGCUGGAUCGGCUCCUGUGGAUCCUGGUUGUCCAGGUUCAAGUGGACCCUUGUAGAACCAGAACCAGAACAAAUAGAACCUUUGUCUCUUCUUCCCUUAAAACACUUCAAGAUUCCAGGUGCUGGUCAUGUGACCUCAGUCUUCUUCCUCUUCUUCGAUGGUCCCGAGACGACACAUCAGAUUAUCUGAACCUUUGAUCAGGUUUCUGCAUAUUUAGUGAUCAAUAUUUAAUAUUUAACCUUCAGCAACACACUGUUUCUAUUUAACUAUCAACAGCUGUCUUAGUGCAUUAAUAAUAAUAAUAUUAUUAACUAGAUUCAUAUAAAGCUCCGUCCAUGUAAUCAGGUGAAGAAGAGGAAGAGGAGCUGAGACUCUGACAAGAACCUGAACUUCGUGUUUUUGGGACAUUUUUGUAAAAAGUUAACUGUAAAUGUUAGAAACUGUUGGUCAGAAUGUAUUUUCUACUUCCUGUCUGUGUUAUUGUUGUUGUUGUCAGUAGCGACGUCAGUGUAGUCAAAUUAAUUUAUAUUUGAAAGCAGGAAGAAAACAUUUUGUUUGUCACGUCAUGUUUAUUUUAGUUGAAUCGUGUUUCAGAAGAACGGAAGCUCAAACUAUCAAACGAUUAAAUGAAGAACAAUAAUUUAAAAAAUAAUUUAAACAUUGUUCAUAUUUCAAAAUGAUAGAAAAGUUAUUAAAGUUAAAUCCAUCUCAACAUUUAGAUUCAAGGUUUAUUCUCGACCUGAAAAACAAGAAUCUCAGGUCCAUUUAAUAGCUGUUCAGGAGCUUUUGAUCAUUUCACAUGAACUUCUUCUGCAGAUUUCAGAGUAAGGAACAACCUUUAAAGUCUUUAAGACCCCCCCCCAUCUCAGAACUACUUGGACCCUAAGAACAGUAAGAACUGAGAAAAUGUUUUCAGAAUGAAGUCAAUUCAUCAUCAUGUUUAUGUUUUGGCAGCACGGGGCUUCCGUAGUUCGGACUCAGUUCUCUUAACCCGUUAACUGUUCGUGAUCCGUCUGUUUAACUCAAU